GCUGAUAUUUAAUUUCCAGUACAUAAUAAAUAAAUCCUAAAUUAAUAAAAUCAUAACUAAAAAUCCAUUUUUAAUGAAUUAUUUAUGAGUGGCUUACAAAAGCGCCGGUUAUCUUAUCAAAUUUAUAUCAAUAAACCUGGACUUUCAGUUUGCCUAGUUUUUAUCGCUUUUAAAAACGACUCUUAGAAGUAGCAUUUCAAAAUUUUCCUGUUCCUUAAAGAAACUCUUAUUUGUUAUUGAAAGUAAAAAGAUUGAAAAUAUGGCCAAAAGACAACUGCUUUUGCUCUCUUCGUCGGCCGUACAUGGAUUUGAAAUCUUUGAUUUUGCCAAGGAUGAAGUCAAUGACCUAUUAUCUGGAAACAAAGUAGAUACCGUCCUAUUUAUCCCAUAUGCCUUAAAAGACCAUGAAGCAUAUUUGAAGAAAAUGGCAGUACCAUUUACGAAAUGGGGAUACACUUUAGAAGGAAUACACAACUGUGAGGACCCAGUUCAAGCAGUAAAUAAUGCCAAAACCAUUUACAUCGGUGGAGGAAACACUUUUCGCCUUUUGAAAGCUCUUUAUGACCUAAAACUUAUUGAGCCAAUUAGAAAACGCGUUCUGGAACAAGGAAUUCCUUAUAUAGGAUCUAGUGCAGGUACUAAUGUGGCCACUGUAAGCAUUUCGACGACGAACGACAUGCCGAUUUGUUAUCCUCCCACGUUAAAGGCUCUGAAUUUGGUGCCUUUUAAUAUUAAUCCUCACUAUCAGGAUCCAGAGCCAGAAUCUAAACAUAAAGGGGAAACAAGAGAGGAACGGAUUUUACAGUAUUUGGAGGAAGAAGAUUCGUAUACGGUUCUGGGUUUGAGGGAAGGAACGAUGUUGUCCGUUAAAGGAUACAAUGCGGUACUACGGGGUAUCAAAAGUUCGGGAGCAAGGCUGUUUGUAAAGAACCAACAGCCGGAAGAGAUUGAAAUAGGUGCAGAUUUGAGUCGUCUAUUAAAGGGAGAUAAAAAUGGCGAAUCGUGUAAAUGUUUGCAGUAAUAGCUUAUAACAAAAUAUACACUGUAUUUUAUAAAAA
This is a messenger RNA of Anthonomus grandis grandis, 1058 nucleotides long. RefSeq names its product alpha-aspartyl dipeptidase. NCBI's taxonomy places the organism in Eukaryota, Metazoa, Arthropoda, Insecta, Coleoptera, Curculionidae. Gene Ontology annotation, biological process: proteolysis. The record is from RefSeq and is a predicted model, not a curated record. Gene Ontology annotation, molecular function: serine-type peptidase activity. The transcript has 5 exons. The coding region runs from base 260 to 1021 and encodes 253 amino acids.